This is a messenger RNA of Mya arenaria, 3067 nucleotides long. RefSeq names its product asparagine--tRNA ligase, cytoplasmic-like. Gene Ontology annotation, biological process: asparaginyl-tRNA aminoacylation. Gene Ontology annotation, molecular function: asparagine-tRNA ligase activity; nucleic acid binding; ATP binding. Bases 164 to 1843 code for a protein of 559 amino acids. Gene Ontology annotation, cellular component: cytoplasm. The transcript is spliced from 15 exons. The record is from RefSeq and is a predicted model, not a curated record. NCBI's taxonomy places the organism in Eukaryota, Metazoa, Mollusca, Bivalvia, Myida, Myidae.
UUAAGACAAGCCUGAUGUUCUUCUGAAUGUGCAUGCAUUACCUGUGUGUCUACAUACUUGCAGGCAUAGCCAAUUUCAGAAAAUGACGUAACUCUAUAUGGGAGAAUAUAAAAUAGUCGUAACAGCUAACAUUAGAUCACUUACCUAGUAUUAAUAUAUAGGAAUGGCUCAAGUUUCGGAAGAAUUAGCAGAGAUGAGUUUUGGAGAGGUUUACACCUCAGAGAAACUGGGUUCAGAUGAGACCGGAGAUGGCACGGCUGAAAAGCCUUUCAAGUCCGUGCUGGAGGCAUUGCGGCAGACUGAUGGCAAGGAGCCUUUACCGAACAUCUUUGUGGACGGCAAGGAGGAAGGCAAGAAAUAUGAGCCGCUAGCGAAGGCUCAGAUGAAGAAGCAGAAGAAGAUCUGGCAGAGUGAGGCAAACAAGGCUGCUGACAAGGCCAAGAGAGAUGAUGAGGAUGCUGAGCGUCGCGAGAAGAACUUGGAGGAGGCCAGGAAAGUGGUGCUGACCCAAGACCCUGCUCUGCCCACACCCAAACAGAUCAAGAUUCGUGCUGGUGUGAAGACACGCAGUGUGCGUGUGAAGGUGUAUGGCUGGGUUCACCGACUGCGACGACAGGGGAAGAACCUCAUGUUCCUCGUGCUCCGUGAUGGCACAGGCUUCCUGCAGUGUGUGCUUUCAGAUAUAUUGUGCCAAUCGUACGAUGCCCUCACCCUGUCCACCGAGGCUGCUGUGUGUCUGUUUGGCGAGAUAAACGUGGUCCCAGAAGGAAAAACAGCACCAGAAGGGCACGAGAUGAAGGUGGACUACUGGGAGCUGGUUGGGUCCUCACCUCCAGGGGGUGCUGACAACCUGCUGAACGAGGAGGCCCAUGUAGACGUACAGCUAGACAAUAGGCACAUGAUGAUCCGCGGAGAAAACACAACAAAGGUGUUGAAGAUGCGGUCAGUUGUGAUGCACUGUUUCCGUGAGCACUACUUUGACAGAGGAUACUACGAGGUUACCCCACCCACCCUGGUGCAAACACAGGUGGAAGGGGGGUCUACGCUCUUUAAACUCCCGUACUUCGGGGAAGAGGCUUACCUAACCCAGUCGUCCCAACUUUACCUGGAGACCGCCAUACCAGCCAUGGGGGAUGUGUUCUGUAUAGCUAGCUCUUACAGAGCAGAAACCUCGCGCACACGUAGACAUCUGUCAGAGUACACCCACAUUGAGGGAGAGUGCUCAUUUAUCUCAUUUGAUAACCUGCUAGAGCGCCUGGAAGACCUUGUUUGUGACGUCGUAGACCGUGUCCUCAAGUCUCCGUAUGCCAACAUUGUGUAUGAGCUCAACCCUGAUUUUAAAGCCCCGAAGAGACCUUUCAAAAGAAUGGCUUAUACAGAGGCUUUGGAAUAUUUGAAAAAGAACAAUAUAACAAAAGAUGAUGGAUCAUUUUAUGAAUUUGGUGAUGAUAUCCCAGAAGCCCCGGAACGUAAGAUGACGGACCAAAUCGGGGAGCCCAUCCUGCUGUGCAAGUUCCCAACAGAGAUCAAAUCCUUCUACAUGCUCCGUUGUGAGGAAGACCGCAGACUCACAGAGUCCGUUGACCUGUUGAUGCCGAGCGUAGGGGAGAUAAUUGGUGGGUCGAUGAGGAUCUGGCAGUACGAGGAGCUCAUGGAGGGGUUCAAGCGAGAAGGGAUAGACCCCACAAACUACUACUGGUACACAGACCAGCGUAAGUACGGCACGUGCCCACACGGGGGUUAUGGCCUGGGUCUGGAGCGCUUCCUGUGCUGGAUACUGAACCGCUACCACAUCCGUGAGGUCUGCCUCUAUCCCCGCUUCGUUGAUAGAUGCAGGCCGUGAAAACUUUCCUGCAAUACAGCUACACAGCAAGUGCGAACUGUUAUCAAUGACAGAUAAUCAGAGUGUGUGUGUGGAUAAACAUUGUACCUUUUGUAUUAGAAUCAUUGAUUUAUUAAUGAGUUGAUUAUGUGUGGAUAAACUUUGGAUCUUUACCCUUUAAAAUAUUGAUUUAUUGAUAAUCUGAGCUUGUGUGGAUAAACUUAGGAUAUUUACUUUUAAAAUAUUGAUUAUCUGAGAAGGUGUGGAUAAACUUUGGAUCUUUACCAUUUAAAAUAUUGAUUUAUUGAUAAUCUGAGCUUGUGUGGAUAAACUUUGGAUCUUUACCAUUUAAAAUAUUGAUUUAUUGAUAAUCUGAGCUUGUGUGGAUAAACUUUGGAUCUUUACCAUUUAAAAUAUUGAUUUAUUGAUAAUCUGAGCUUGUGUGGAUAAACUUUGGAUCUUUACCAUUUAAAAUAUUGAUUUAUUUAUAAUCUGAGCUUGUGUGGAUAAACUUUGGAUCUUUACCAUUUAAAAUAUUGAUUUAUUGAUAAUCUGAGCUUGUGUGGAUAAACUUUGGAUCUUUACCAUUUAAAAUAUUGAUUUAUUGAUAAUCUGAGUAUGUGUGGAUAAACAUUGGAUCUUUACCAUUUAAAAUAUUGAUUUAUUGAUAAUCUGAGUAUGUGUGGAUAAACUUUGGAUCUUUACCAAUUAAUCAUUGAUGGCUUUGCAAUUUGUAGUUAUUAACUAAUGCACAUAUGUUAAGAUAAGACUAAUUAAGGGUCAUGUGAUGUUAAGAUAAGACUAAUUAAGGGUCAUGUGAUAUAUGACAAGAAUCAUAAUAUCUACGUAAUAGAAACUAACUCAAAUCACAGUAACACAGGUUUUAAGGCAAAUAAAGCUUAUUUCUAACUGUUCAAACAUUAAUACGGAAAGCUCAGUGGGUAAGUAUAAUUGAACAUGUAUGAAGAAUUUUAAUUUUAAUAAGAAGUCAUGAAUUAUAGCUAGUUUACAAACACUGUUUUAGUUUUUUUGAAGGAAAAUUUGAUCGCAAUGUCAUUGAAUCUCAUUUCCACUCUUGUUAUUGUUUUUUGCCAACCAGUCAUAAUAACACCAAGAUUAAAGACUUAAAUAAUGAAGUGUAAAAAAAUUGUAUUUAUUAAGUUGGUUGUUCUGUUCUUAAUUUAUCACAAAUAUGAUAUGACAAUGGCAUGUAUUUUAUCAUUGAAUAAACACUUUAUUACUGGC